Frankliniella occidentalis (western flower thrips) is the source of this 13182-nucleotide messenger RNA. RefSeq names its product neurobeachin (gene rg). Gene Ontology annotation, biological process: intracellular protein localization. Lineage: Eukaryota; Metazoa; Arthropoda; Insecta; Thysanoptera; Thripidae. The record is from RefSeq and is a predicted model, not a curated record. The transcript is spliced from 46 exons. Gene Ontology annotation, cellular component: cytosol; membrane. The coding region runs from base 148 to 9990 and encodes 3280 amino acids. Gene Ontology annotation, molecular function: protein kinase binding.
UCGGCAACCCGUCAGUUUCCAACAUGGAAGAUGGGACCGUGUCUGGUUAUCAUGUGACGGUGCGAAUUUCGGCGUAAAAAUCUGAUUUCGGUCGCGUUUUGAUAAUAUUUGUCGAUUGUGUGGCCAAGGUUAAGACUUUGGGCAGCCAUGGCUGAGCCAGCCGCAGCGGCGCUGCCCGAAAUAAAGCGGCCGGAGGACGUGGUUAGAAUGGCGAUGAACGACGGACUCAAGUUUGCGGUCUUGAUCGGGCUCAUUGAGGUGGGCCAGGUCUCCAACAGAGAAGUUGUCAACACCAUCCUGCAUUUGUUGGUGGGCGGCGAGUUCGACAUGGAGCUCAACUUCGUCAUCCAGGACUCGCACAACAUCAGGCACAUGCUGGAGCUCCUGGAUCACUGCCCGGCCAACCUCCAGGCUGAGAUCUGGAGCGUGUUCAUCGCCAUCCUGAGGAAGAGCGUGCGCAACCUGCAGGCGUGCACUGAUGUGGGGCUCAUCGAACACGUGUUGCACCGGCUGCAGGCGGCCGAGCCCGUCGUCGCAGACCUUUUGAUAGAGAUGCUAGGAGUCUUAGCUUCAUACAGUAUAACUGUCAAGGAACUGAAGUUAUUAUUUGGUGCAAUGAAAGCAGUAAAUGGCAAAUGGCCAAGACAUUCUGCAAAGCUUUUGAAUGUCCUUAGACAAACACCUCAGAGAAACGGUCCUGAUGUGUUUUUCAGUUUUCCUGGUAGAAAGGGUUCAGCCGUUGUACUUCCACCUUUAGCAAAAUGGCCAUAUGAAAAUGGUUUUACAUUUACCACGUGGUUCAGGCUCGACCCUAUUAACUCUGUCAACAUAGAGCGGGAGAAGCCAUAUCUUUAUUGUUUCAAAACAAGUAAAGGAGUGGGCUACUCGGCACAUUUUGUUGGAAAUUGCUUAGUUCUCACUUCUAUGAAAGUCAAAGGAAAGGGCUUCCAGCAUUGUGUCAAAUAUGAAUUUCAACCUAGAAAGUGGUACAUGAUAGCUGUUGUAUAUAUUUAUAACCGAUGGACCAAAAGUGAAAUCAAGUGUUUGGUGAAUGGACAACUUGCCUCAAGCACUGAAAUGGCAUGGUUUGUUUCAACAAAUGAUGUUUUUGAUAAAUGCUAUAUUGGCGCAACACCAGAGUUGGAUGAGGAGAGAGUAUUCUGCGGACAAAUGUCUGCUAUUUAUGUGUUUAGUGAAGCAUUAUCAACUCAUCAAAUUUGUGCCAUGCAUAGACUUGGUCCUAGUUACAAAAGCCAAUUUCGGUUUGAUAACGAAUGCAAUCUAAACCUCCCAGACAAUCAUCGAAGGGUGAGUGAGUGGGGUGACUUAGAACAUGAGCUUGAGGCACCAGAAUCAGCUCAUAACCCGCAGAGCUCUGAGGCUCCUCAAUGCAUGACCGAGCAAUGGCUGCGUACAGUUCUAUAUGAUGGAAAACUAUCAAGUGCAAUAGUAUUUAUGUACAAUCCUGUGGCGACAGACAGUCAGUUGUGCCUUCAGUCAGCUCCCAAGGGCAACCAGUCAUUUUUUGUGCACACUCCUCAUGCGCUUAUGCUACAGGAUGUCAAAGCUGUCAUUACUCACUCAAUUCACUCCACGCUCAAUUCAAUUGGAGGAAUUCAAGUGCUUUUCCCAUUAUUUUCACAAUUAGAUUUGCCAUAUGAUUCACCUCUAGGAUCUCAAGAUACUAAAAGAGAUUUGCAAUUAUGCUCAAAACUGCUCGGAUUUAUUUGUGAAUUAGUAGAAAGCUCAGCUACAGUCCAGCAACAUAUGAUACAGAAUAGAGGCUUUCUUGUUAUAAGUUUAAUGCUGCAGCGUUCAAACAGGGAUCACCUUACCACAGAGGUGUUAUUAUCAUUUCUAGCUCUAACAAAACACUUAGUAACUUGCCUCACGCCCAACAGUGAAUUACUUUUGAAGCAGUUGUUGGAUCAUGUACUUUUCAACCCAGCCCUAUGGAUCUACACACCAGCAAAUGUUCAAACCCGACUUUAUUCUUACCUUGCAUCAGAAUUUUUGUCUGACACUGGCAUAUAUUCAAAUGUCAGAAGAGUCUCCACAGUAUUACAGACCGUUCAUACCUUAAAGUAUUACUAUUGGGUUGUUAAUCCCCGAGCCAAAAGUGGAAUAACACCCAAGGGACUAGAUGGGCCUCGGCCUGCACAGAAAGAUGUUCUUGCAAUAAGAGCAUAUGUACUCCUAUUCUUGAAACAGCUCAUAAUGAUAGGAAACGGUGUAAAGGAUGAUGAACUUCAAAGUAUUUUGAACUACUUAACAACAAUGCAUGAGGAUGAAAAUCUUCAUGAUGUUCUUCAAAUGCUUAUAUCAUUAAUGUCUGAACAUCCCUCCUCACUUGUGCCAGCCUUUGAUGUAAAACAGGGUGUUCGCACUAUUUUUAAAUUACUUGCUUCAGAGAGCCAACUUAUUCGCUUGCAAGCUUUAAAACUCCUUGGUUUCUUUUUAAGCCGCAGUACACACAAGAGGAAGUAUGAUGUGAUGAGUCCACAUAAUUUGUACACUCUACUUGCUGAACGGUUACUUCUGAAUGAACAGACUCUAGGGCUGGCUACUUAUAAUGUCCUUUAUGAGAUAAUGACUGAACAUAUAAGCCAACAAAUUCUAUAUACAAGGCAUCCAGAGCCGGAGUCACACUACCGGCUUGAAAAUCCAAUGAUUCUUAAGGUUGUUGCUACUUUGAUCAGACAAUCAAAACCAACUGAUCAACUUUUAGAGGUGAAGAAAUUAUUUCUUUCAGAUAUGACACUUCUCUGUAAUAACAAUCGAGAAAAUAGGAGAACUGUUCUCCAAAUGUCUGUUUGGCAGGAAUGGUUGAUUGCUAUGGCAUACAUUCAUCCUAAAACUGCAGAGGAACAGAAGAUAUCUGACAUGGUUUAUAUUUUAUUCCGAAUGCUCUUGCACCAUGCCAUUAAACAUGAAUAUGGUGGGUGGAGAGUGUGGGUUGACACUCUUGCAAUAGUUCAUUCCAAGGUUUCUUAUGAAGAGUUUAAGCUACAGUUUGCUCAAAUGUACGAACAUUAUGAGCGUCAGCGCUCUGACAACAUAACUGACCCAGCCCUUCGACAGCAACGACCCAUCAGCACAAUAUCUGGGUGGGACCAACAGCAACAGGGUCAUCAUCCAGGUUCACAACGUGCUAUUGCUCAUGCGGAGGGCCAGACUAAUGGCUAUCAUGACUGGCACAAUGGUGAAACAGAUCAUUCUCAAGAAAUUGAGGAUCAGCAACAAUCUACACCUGUCUGCAGUUGUGAACUGGAUUCUGAAAAUUCUGACACACCUGCUGGUAAUUGUCCAGAGGGUACAUGUUAUGCUGUGGUAUCUGCUGAGUCCAAAGAGGCUGGUACUCUUGCUAGCUCAUGUCAAGAAGAGGCCUCAUGGUCUGCAACACCUGAGCCAGUGGCAGAUAUACCCUCCGAUUCUGUGCUAAUUGAUUCACAAACACCUCAUGUUGAAGAAGUUUGUGAUCAAGCAGACAAAUUUACAACAAGUGAAAGUGAUCCAAGGACUUUAUGUGAAUCGCAGCCUUCUCCUGUCAAAAGUAACAGUGUUAAGUCAUCUCCUAUUCGGUUAGCAUCAACUCCCUCACCAAACAGUCCAGAAAAGACUGAAUCUUCAGAAACUGAAGCCACUAAUUGCUCAAGUAGUACAAUCGUUAAGGACAUGGACAUCAAGGAUGGUGAAAUGGGGACACAAUGUACUGAAGAAAGUAUUAUUUGCUCAAGUCCAGGCAAAGAGAGUUUAAAAGAAGUGGCAAACGAUUCUACUGUUAGUUCGCCGGAAGUUUCCAAACCAGAGGUUGAACUUGAAAAUGAUAAUGGUGAUGAUGAGGAAGAUGAAGAAGAAAUCAUUUGUAGGCUUGGUGAAGAGACAUCAUCUAUGCAUUCUGCCACUGAAGAGUUAUCUAGCCCUUCACCAUCCCACAACAAAGUUAGUGAAUCUCCUGAGAAGUCUAAACCUUUGGAUAUCAGGUCACUUGUCAAAGCUGAAGAAGAUAGCGAUUCCAUCGUAACUCCUGAAUCUCACGAGGAGUUUAGUCCUGUUACCCCACCACAUGCUACCUCUGAAACUUUAGUUAGCACUGAUGAGACAUCAGUCCCAAACGUUUUGUCACUGAGUACUGUCAGCGACAGUGUGCCUUCUGAUUCUGGGGUAUCUGUAGUCACCCCAACAACUGAGGAUGUGUCAACUCCUGGUGACACUGACACUGCAUCUGAGGCACGCCGGUUAGAUUUGAGCGAAUCAGAGGCCUUGCCCACAUCAGUCUUAAGUGAAGAAACUUUACCAACAGAUACUUCCUCUGAUUCAACUACCAUAGCAGAACCUGAAAUUGUAGUAACCGAACUUUGUCAACCUAUUGCUUCUGACGCCACACAGGAAACUGAAACAACUCCAGAAGUGUCUCCUAUUGAAGAUGUGUCUUCAGACCUUCCAUCACCUGUAGAGACAAUAUCUUCUUUAGUUGAUGCUGGCUCACCAAAACAUGCGGAGGUUGAGCAGGACACAUCAGCACCUAUUUCCAGUUUCUCACCUGACAAUGAAGGAAAUUUUGUUACUGCUAUUGAAAAUCAAGACCACAAUUCAAUUCAACCACCUGACAUUUCAGAUGUGGUACAUGAAGAUCGUUUGAAAUUAAUUUCUGAAAAUGGCAUUGAAGUGAUACCACAUGAAGAGAAUGCUAAUGUAGUUAUUUCUCAAGAUUCUUCUGUUCUUGAGGACAUUGGACUCAACCAGGGUGAUGAAGGAGGAGAAAUCAAGUCCUCUCCUCAGAAAAGACCACAAAGCACCUCAACUGCUACUCAAGUGGAACACUCACACUUUGAUUCAAAACAAACCAAAGAUGAGAAUGCUACUGCAGAGCAGGGGGGAGCAAAUGGUGCACAAGGAAGACCAAUGUUUAGUCCUGGUCCAUCAAGACCUCCAUUCAGAAUACCUGAAUUCAAAUGGUCUUACAUACACCAGAGACUUCUUUCUGAUGUUUUAUUUUCUCUAGAGACUGACAUACAAGUGUGGAGAAGUCAUUCAACAAAGUCAGUAUUAGAUUUUGUAAACAGUGGAGAGAAUCAAAUUUUUGUGGUGAAUACUGUUCACUUAAUUUCACAACUAGCUGACAAUCUUAUCAUAGCUUGUGGAGGACUACUUCCUCUCUUAGCAUCUGCAACUUCUCCAAAUAGUGAGCUAGAAGUCAUAGAACCUACUCAAGGAAUGCCAAUUGAAGUUGCAGUAUCAUUUCUGCAACGUCUUGUGAACAUGGCAGAUGUUCUCAUUUUUGCUAGCUCUUUAAAUUUUGGUGAACUUGAGGCGGAAAAGAACAUGUCAAGUGGUGGUAUUUUACGGCAGUGCCUGCGACUGGUUUGCACCUGUGCAGUACGUAACUGCCUAGAAUGUAAAGAAAGAAGCCGUCCAUUCUUCAAUGCAGCUUCUACCCCUGUUUUCAAUGCCAACAAUAAAAAUGUGCACAUCCAAUCACUAAUUAGGGGUGUUCAGACCUCACCCAAACAGAAUAUUGUUGAAAACUUAUCCAAUCAGUCAAGUCCUGUUAAAGAUCCAGAAAAGCUCCUUCAAGAUAUGGAUGUCAACCGCCUGAGAGCGGUAAUUUAUCGUGAUGUGGAGGAAACAAAACAAGCUCAAUUUUUGUCCUUGGCUAUUGUCUACUUCAUCUCAGUUUUAAUGGUUUCGAAGUACCGAGAUAUCUUAGAGCCACCAUUAAUUGCAAGGGUUCCAAGUCCGCCAACCCCUGUGCCUCGCAGCAAUGGAACAUCUCAGCAUAGCAACAGUCCUCCUGAAGGAGGAGCUAGACCUUUGUUUCCGCAAUGGUCACACCACGUUUACCCCCAGUUCCUUCCUGGCUCCCAUCCUGAUGCUUCCCCCCCUCAAAAUGCCAACACCAAUGCAAUGCCCCCCCAGAACAUAAAUAUAAACCAUAACGCCCACCAUCAACAAUCGCAACAGCGGAAUCACCAACUUAUUAGAAAUCACAUCAACAACAAGCUUGAUCAGGCAGCACCUCAGCUGCGCUUCCGUAGAAAUAUGGCGAAGCCAGCUCAACACAGGUCUUUGUGUUCUCAUGAAGACGGUGAGUAUGAUGUCAUAGUGGUUGAUGAGAACAACUCUUCAGUUCUUGCGGAUCACGACUCUCACUCCAGUGGACCAACUUCUCUAAAGAGUGCUGCUUCAACGGAAGAUAUAAAUGCCCCUCACUCAGCUGUCGUUACGGUGGAAAACGCCGAGUAUAACCAAACUAUUACACCUCAAUCAAAUGAUGAAAUAAUACAGAACAAUAAUGAAGAACCAACAACCAAGAAUGUUGGAAUGGGAGUUGGAAUGGAGGACAACGACGACAGCUGGACUGAUGUCAACCUGAAUGAAGAUGGAGACCUAGUGGCCACUGCUCGUAUCAAGGGCAGGGCGGAAGAAAACAGGAAUCUGCAUAACAUUUCACAGUCGCAAGUACCGACGCUCGACGGCGAGGGUGGCAUGGAGAGGGGUGAGAAGCCUGCCGGCGAGAUCUCCGUCGUCCGCGUCCCUGCCGAGGCCAGCCCGUGCGUCGUGCCGGGCCCCGGCCUCGGCCAAGCCCCCCAGCAGCCGAGCCAGGGCCAGGGCGCGCAACAACACGCGCCCGGCGCGCACCCGCAGGCCUCGGCCCUGCCGCCGCCGUCGCGCCCCGAGGAGCUGCCCAUGAAGGGCCUGGAGACGGUGCCGCUCCCGCUGCCUCUCGCCACGCCCUCGCGCGAGGCUUCCCUCACCCAGAAGCUCGAGUCGGCGCUCGGCUCCGUGUGCCCCCUGCUGCGCGAGAUCAUGGUGGACUUCGCCCCCUUCUUGUCCAAGACGCUGGUCGGCUCGCACGGCCAGGAGCUGCUCAUGGAGGGCAAGGGGCUGACCACCUUCAAGAACAGCCAGUCCGUCGUGGAGCUCGUCAUGCUGCUCUGCUCGCAAGAGUGGCAGAACUCGCUGCAGAAGCACGCCGGCCUGGCCUUCAUUGAGCUCAUCAACGAGGGCCGCCUGCUGUCGCACGCCAUGAAGGACCACAUCGUGCGCGUGGCCAACGAGGCCGAGUUCAUCCUGAACCGGAUGCGCGCCGACGACGUCCUCAAGCACGCCGACUUCGAGUCGCAGUGCGCGCAGACGCUGCUGGAGCGGCGCGAGGAGGAGCGCAUGUGCGACCACCUCAUCACGGCAGCGCGCCGCAGGGACAACGUGAUCGCGUGCCGCCUGCUGGAGAAGACGCGCAACAUCCUCUCCAACAAGCACGGCGCGUGGGGCUACAUGGACCCGCAGGGCGCCAUGCUCAGCGAGUUCUGGAAGCUGGACUCGUGGGAGGACGACGCGCGGCGCCGGAAGCGCUUCGUGCACAACCCGCGCGGCUCCAGCCACCCGGAGGCGACGCUCAAGGCCGCCCUGGAGCACGGCGCGCCCGAGGACGCCAUCCUGCAGGCGCGCGAGGAGUUCCACGCGCACCUGGCCGCGUCCAGGACGUGCUCGCAGCAGCAGCAGCAGGUGCAGCACGCCGACCUCCUCGACGACAGCGAGCUGCUCGCCGACGACCGGGACCUGGACGUGGACCUGACUGGCCCCGUCAACAUCAGCACGCGCGCCAAGCUGGUGGCGCCGGGCAUCGUGGCGCCGGGCACCGUGUCCAUCACGUCAACGGAGCUCUACUUCGAGGUGGACGAGGAGGACCCCGAGUACAAGAAGCUCGACACUGAGGUUCUCAAGUACUGCGACCAUCUGCACGGAAAAUGGUACUUUUCCGAGGUGCGUGCCAUCUUCUCCAGGCGUUUCCUUCUCCAGAACACUGCCAUCGAAAUAUUCCUUGCCAGCCGUACCUCCAUCAUGUUCGCCUUCCCCGACACGAACACGGUGAAGAAGAUCAUCAAGGCCCUGCCCAGAGUGGGGGUCGGCAUCAAGUAUGGCAUCCCUCAGACUCGACGCGCCUCCAUGAUGUCUGCGAGGCAGCUCAUGAGGAACUCCAACAUGACGCUCAAGUGGCAGCGGCGGGAAGUCUCCAACUUCGAGUACCUGAUGUUCCUUAACACAAUUGCCGGUCGAACAUACAACGAUUUGAACCAGUAUCCUGUCUUCCCUUGGGUUUUGACCAACUAUGAGUCAAGAGAACUUGACCUAAGUCAACCAAGCAACUACAGAGAUUUAUCUAAACCUAUUGGGGCUCUGAAUCCAAGUCGAAGGGACUACUUUGAAGAGCGCUACAAUACGUGGGAACAUGAAAGUAUACCACCUUUCCACUAUGGCACUCAUUAUUCAACAGCUGCCUUUGUUUUGAAUUGGAUGAUAAGAUUGGAACCUAUGACAACAAUGUUUUUGGCUCUGCAAGGUGGUAAAUUUGACCAUCCAAACAGACUUUUCUCUUCUGUUGCACUGUCUUGGAAAAAUUGUCAGCGUGACACAUCAGACGUAAAGGAACUGAUACCUGAGUUCUUCUUCCUUCCCGAAAUGUUUGUCAAUUCCAACCGAUAUCGUUUGGGACUUCAAGAAGAUGGUUCAGUUGUCAGUGAUGUUGAACUCCCACCAUGGGCAUCAUCCCCUGAAGAAUUUGUUCGCAUCAAUAGGAUGGCACUAGAGUCUGAAUUUGUGUCUUGUCAGCUUCAUCAGUGGAUUGAUCUUAUUUUUGGAUACAAGCAAAGAGGUCCAGAGGCUGUCAGAGCUACAAAUGUCUUCUAUUAUCUUACCUAUGAAGGCAGCGUAGAUAUGGAAUCUAUCACUGACCCAGUAAUGAGGGAAGCGAUAGAGAACCAAAUUAGAAACUUUGGACAGACUCCAUCUCAACUGCUAAUGGAGCCUCAUCCCCCUCGCAGCUCUGCAAUGCACUUGUCACCAAUGAUGUUCUCCAGUGUACCUGAAGAUGUGUGCAUGACCAUGAAGUUUCCUUCAAAUGCAGCUAUCUGUCAUAUAUCAGCAAACACAUAUCCACAGUUGCCACUUCCAUCUGUGGUCAGUGUCACAACAAACCAGCAGUUUGCUUUGAACCGAUGGAAUUCUAGUUAUGCAGCAUCAGUCCAGUCACCAAGCUAUGCAGAUGCCCCUCACACUCCAUCUGCCAACCUACCACUGUCAAUGGAUCCUGUUCUUUUACAAGGAAACAACAACAGUAACAACUCUGCAUCGCUUAGGCGACACCUUGGGGAUAACUUUAGCCAAAAGUUGCGUGUGCGUUCUAAUUGCUUUGUAACAACUGUAGAUAGCCGAUUUCUCGUUGCCUGUGGUUUUUGGGACAAUAGCUUUCGAGUGUUUUCAACUGAAACAGCUAAAAUUGUGCAGAUUGUAUUUGGUCACUAUGGGGUUGUCACCUGUCUUUCAAGAUCAGAAUGCAAUAUUACUUCUGAUUGUUACAUUGCAUCAGGGUCCGCUGAUUGCACAGUUCUUUUGUGGCACUGGAAUGCACGUACUCAAACAGUUGUGGGAGAAGGCGGCGGUAGUGGGGAAACACCAACUCCAAGAGCAACACUGACAGGUCAUGACCAACCCAUAUCUAGUGUGGUAAUUUCAGCUGAAUUGGGUCUCGUUGUGUCUGGCAGCCAAAAUGGGCCUGUUCUGGUGCACACAACAUUUGGUGAUCUUCUACGAAGCUUGGAACCUCCCUCAGGGUUCCGAUCUCCUGAAAAUAUAGCUAUGUCCAGGGAGGGUGUCAUUGUUGUAAACUAUGAACGAGGACAUGUGGCAGCCUUUACCAUAAAUGGUAAAAGGUUACGACAUGAAGCACAUAAUGAUAACUUACAGUGUUUAUUACUAAGCCGUGAUGGAGAAUAUGUUAUGACUGGAGGAGAUAAAGGUAUUGUUGAAGUAUGGCGAACCUUCAAUCUUGCUCUACUUUACGCUUUUCCAGCUUGUGACAGUAGCGUCCGGUCAUUAGCCUUAUCUCAUGAUCAGAAGUUUUUGCUUGCUGGACUUGCAACAGGCUCAAUAGUGGUAUUCCAUAUAGAUUUCAACAGAUGGCACCAUGAAUUUCAACAGAGAUAUUAGAGUUGCUUUCUGGCGUUUAAUGUAAAAUUUUGAAAACAAAUUUAUUGCAGAAAUUGAAAUAAAUGUUUACAGAUAGAAGAGAAUUCUAGGGAAAAUAUGUAAAAAUGCAAAGAAGUGACUGAGCAUUCAAUUAUUUUACAUGAAUUGUAAAUAAUCCAUGAUAGCCAUAUAUUUUCAAACAAGCCAUGUAAAAAACGCAGUUUAGAAAUUUCAUUAUGGAAUGUGGAAUGUGUACAUACAUUUCUUCAGCCUAUUGAAGAGUCCUUUGUUUAGUACACUGGUUGUGGGUUGAAUAGCAACAAUAUGAAUUGAGAUUAACAUUAGUUAAACAAUAACAAAGAAGCUGAAUUGUACCAAAACCAUAUAAUUUUUAAAAGGCCGUCCAGGAUUGCUUUUCAGAGCUUACUUGUACUAUAACUUGUACCAUAACAUUGUUAGAUUUUGUAAUUGUAGAGAGAGAAAUUUCAAAAAUUUGUGACAGCACAUGUGUAUUUAAAGAAAAUGUUAUUGUUGUUUAAAGGUAAGCAUGUAAUUCAUACCUUGCUGCCAAGAGUGUAGGGCUGUGCAGUGUGCUACUCAAAGCUAAAUCUAAAUCUUCAUUGAUUAGACACACAAAAAAUUUCCCAUAGUUAACCAAGGUGUAUAUGGCUUUCCUCCAGAUUUAUAAGCUUUCUUAUUUUUUAACCUUUGACAUCACUGUUUCUGUCAAAGUGUUCAUAGGUUACAAGAUUAGACAGUUUUUCAUGGAUAGGGGUGCUUUUGCUUUUUCAGUGUAUAAAGGUAGUCUUCAUGUGAGAGAUUAUUUGUAUUACAAUGUCCCUUACAAGACAUUAAAAAUGUAUUAAGGCUAUGGCUUAGUGAGAACGUUCUGACGCUACCUUGUGUGAUGGUUCUUUUUUUUUUUUUUUUUAAGGUAUCCUUUUGUUGUUCUUUUUUCUCUUUUAAUCUUCAGUUACAUUGUCAAUGUAACUUGUGUCAAAGUUUAUUUAUGUUUAAUUUUUACACUAGUUGUUAUAAAUAGAAUUUUAUCAAAAGUGCCAUUAACCAUCAAUUCCAAAUUGCAUAAGCAUUGCAAUAAUUUUGGUAUGGUGUGGGCACUAGGUUUUAUAGGUACUGGGAAGGAAUUGAAGUAGCAAUUGUACUUACAAAUGUGAUAAUGGCGUUGUUUUUAAUAUUUUGUGUUGGUGAGGUAAGAACUGCAUCAAACUAUUCAAUCAUGAACAUUUUCUGAGCCACUUUUACAGAUCCUAAAAUGUAUUGAACAGCAAUGGUACCUUCAGCAUUGUGAUUAAGAUUUUAUAGUCUCAAAGUUAUAAUUUAGUAAUUGAUUGAAAGCUUAGUCUUUAAAGAACAUUUCCAUGAUUUUUAUGCUGGUCAUGUUGCAUAAGUGUAACACUAGUCAGCAUUCAGGGACAAAAAAGAGUGGGAACACAUAAGGCUUUGUGUUACACAGAAUUACAGUUGCCUGGUUAAGGCGGCACUUAAAGUCAGCUAUCUGGUAUACUAUAUCUGGUCUGUUUCUACACCCAGACAUUUGUUUGAAUUACUAUAAGUUCUAGGUUUUCUAGAUCCCAUUAGAGCAUUGUUCUAUUAGAGUCAAAGUGUAACAGAAAUUGAAUGAUAUUUUUACCAUGCUUUGUAGUUUCUUACAUGCCAGUUGGCUUUUUAUGAUUUCAAAGGUAUUUAAGUUUAUUAUGUAUCUUAUGCUCUGUCAAUUUGUAAAGGGAAAUUUAAGUUCCCAUUGUUAUUAAGUAUUCUGUAUUAUUAUUGAAUUUGUGUUAACUUUCUGUGAGUAUGCACUCAUGUUGGGACAACCCUGUUCAGUAUUGGGAACAUUGUUUAGUUGUACAAAAUGUUUGUACCUAUUUUGUUAAAGUUGCCGUCCAUCCUUCCCACAUGUUUUAGAAACACUUUAUAAGAAGUGUAAAUAAUCGUGUAGUCUUCAGAACAUUUUUUUCCUGUAAAAGAGAGAUUAGUCAAAUAUAUCUUUGGAUCCCAGUCAGAAAUAGAAGUCAUCUGAAUGACAUGGUAUUACUAACAAUUUAGUCUUGGCAUCAGAAUGAUACCUUGAUCAAAAUAACUUGCUAUUGAUAGCAGUAACAGCUGCACGGAUGACUUUUAAAUGAUCAUAAUUGUGAUUGUGAGCUGGGUACCUCUUACUGAUGUAUUUCUGUUGAAGUUUCUUUGAUACAGCUUUCUUUCCACUUACAAGCUCCUUAAAGUAAACUCAUUUCAAGUAAACUAGAAAAUGUUUUAAAGCCUGAGGCUGUUCUUUUUUUUUUUCUUUGUGAUGUUUAUCAAUCCGUUCCAAAUAUUUCAUAGUACUGUUAUACUAAUAAUACUUUUUUCCAACUGCUCAUGAAAUUUAUGCUUAAACUCUGUCCACAUUUCAUUCAAGUGCAGUAAACUGCACCGUACUUAAGAUAUGGAUGUAGUAAAUAUUAUAUACAGAUCUCUUAUGCAGUUUUAAUUCAGUACAUUAUGAAUUAUAACUAAAAUUGCAUGCAGAUGAUCAUAUUUGUGUACAUAUUGUUGUUUUGAAAAAUGAAAGCAUAAUUUGAAUCUUUCAUCAUGAUUACUUAAUGUCUAGGUUCUCUGGUGCAAGCUUGUUUGUAUUUCACCAAUUGGUUCUGUUUAAAUGUAAGACAGAAAUGUGGAGAGAAAAGUGUGUUAGUCUUUUUUAUAUAUCCACUUGUAAAAGUCAUAAAUGUUUUCAGCGAAAUUCUAUUAUAUAACUGCAGAAUUUCUCAAAAUUCUCACUUUUCUUGAUUAUGCACUUACCAUUCAAUGGUACCUCAAAGUAUUUUCCUUUACAUGUACAAAUGCAAAAUCGCAUUCCAUCCAGUCCUUCAUUAAUAUAAGAAUAAAGACCAAGUUAUAAACAAACCAUUAUAGUCACACAUUUGUGAUUUCUGUUUGAUUUUAUUUCUAGUUUUGAAGUACAUUUGUUUAGUUUAGCUUUUGUGUAAUGUUCAAUGGGGCUUUGUUGCAUUUUUAGACUAAAUGAACGUUGAUUACCUAGCUUCCCAGACCCAGAGGUUUUGGAUUUGUUGGUCUCUGUACUAUGUACUACUACGUAGUGUUUGUUCAAUGUAUUGCUUGACCGUAUUAUUUUGUGAACAUGAUUGGUGAUGCCUAUAAAUAAACAAUAUAAUAUUGUGCCGUUUGUAAUAAAGUUACAGUUUUAAAGUU